AUGUCGGUCGCGUCGAAGCGGGCGCUCGAAUACCUCGAGGGCCAGCCGGGCAUCAUCUUCAACAGACUGUACCAGCAGCCCUCGACUGCCUUGGCCAUCUUCCGUCGCAUGUUGCCGCAUCUGGGUCAGUCAUGGUCACAAGGCAGCACUUGGAGAACAGUGAAGCUGACACGGAACNNAGCAAAGAAUCUGGUCAUGGCUAUGCUGUUCAUGCCUGCUCCGUUAGCAGUAUCCGAUCUCGAAACGUGGGUCAAGCCGGACGUCGACAGUGUGCGCGCAAGCGGCUACUCAAACAACAUCCUCAAUCGACUCAAGAUCCUCGAAGAAACUCGCAACGACCAGAACAGACCCGCAUACCAGCUCAACAAGGCCUUCCGAAAGUCUCUGCGUCUGGCUCUGACUGGUGGAGGAGAUCAUCGCUCCUUCGGUGUUCCAUCAAGCACCCCAGACAAGAACGAAGUCACCAUCGACUUUCUCGACACUUACGCCCGUCAACAAUGGGAGGGCAUCUUGUACUACGUCGUCGGAAGUGCAGGCCAGGGCUUGGGUGGUGCCGUCAACAUCACAGCUGGAACAAAAGAGUUGCUGGAGAGUGGAGGCUUUGUCAUGAGCAAGGGUCGGAAUGCAUACAUCACUCGCGAUGGCUUUUCUUUUCUGCUGCAAGAAACCAAUGCUCAAAUUUGGACGCUGCUCAUCGAGUAUCUCAAGCUGUCAGAAAGGCUUCAGAUGGAUGCUGUCGACGUCUUGAGUUUCCUCUUCACUCUGGGCUCGCUCGAACUCGGCGUUUCCUACACGACUGAGAAUCUGACUCCAACACAAGCCCAUAUGUUGGAUGACCUAUCCGACUUUGGCGUCAUCUACCGUCGUGCGUCUGACACCUCGCGCUACUACCCAACACGACUGGCCACCACUCUGACAUCCGACUCGCCCGCCUUGCUAAACACUUCCGUCUCAGCCACCUCCCUCGGAGUCACACCAACAGGCGGAAACACAAUCGCCCCGCAAGAAACAGAAAAAGGCUACAUCAUCGUCGAAACAAACUACCGCAUCUACGCCUACACAUCCUCCCCACUAAACAUAUCCAUCCUCUCCCUCUUCGCAAACCUCAAAACCCGUUUUCCAAACAUGUUCACCGCAACCCUCACAAAAUCUUCCAUCCAACAGGCCAUCGCUGCAGGCAUCACCGCUGAUCAAAUCAUCACAUAUCUGACUACACACGCUCACCCCAUUCUCCGCAAAUCAACGCCAAUCCUGCCGCCAACAGUAGUGGAUCAAAUCAGACUCUGGCAGUUGGAAAACGAGCGCAUGAAAGCCACACCAGGAUAUUUGAUCAGAGAUGUGGGCACACAAGAAGAAUAUCUCAGAGCCGUGCAACAUGCCGACACGAUCGGAGUCUUGACGUGGCAGAACGACUCCAAGGGCAUGUUUUUCGUCACAAAAUUUGACCAGAUGGCGCAGUACUUUAAAGCUAUCGCUAGGAGGAGGAGAGAGGAUGAGGGAGGUGCUGGAGACGUUACGCCGAGGUAG
This is a messenger RNA of Aureobasidium vineae, 1527 nucleotides long. NCBI's taxonomy places the organism in Eukaryota, Fungi, Ascomycota, Dothideomycetes, Dothideales, Saccotheciaceae. The record is from the annotation of a GenBank genome assembly.